Molecule: messenger RNA, 1367 nt
Organism: Ahaetulla prasina
Lineage: Eukaryota; Metazoa; Chordata; Lepidosauria; Squamata; Colubridae
Gene: CD6
Product: CD6 molecule
Exons: 12
Coding region: 78-1367 (429 amino acids)
Cellular component (GO): membrane
Source: RefSeq, a predicted model, not a curated record
ACAAAGCUUGCUGGGGGAAUUUUUUUUUUUUUGCCCAACUCUGAAGAUCUUUGUUUUUAAUAUACACUCAAGAGAAAAUGGAUCUGGUGGAAGUGCUUGUUAUGGCCCUUUCCCUAAUGGCGGUCAGAAAAGUCCAGUCCAAGCCGAGCGAACCUCAUGCUCUCAGAAAUACCAGUAGCAGCACCACAACUGCAGAAGCAGAAAUUCAAAAAUUACGUCUGAUGGAUGGAGGAAGCAACUGUUCAGGCAGAGUCGAGCUGGAAGUCAUGGGUAUCUGGGGCACAGUAUGUGGUGACAACUGGGACCUUGCUAAUGCUGAAGUUGUGUGUCGGCAACUUGGUUGUGGUUCAGCCUCUCAGGCCCUCCGUGGCUCUCAUUUCCAAAAUGGGACAGGACCCAUCCAUGAAGUGAAAUGCUUUGGGAACAAAUUGUAUCUAUGGGACUGUCUGUCCAAGAGGAGCCAUGAUUGUGGACACAAAGCUGCCGGUGUGAUUUGUUUAGGCUCACCGAGUAUCCAGACGCCUAUAGAUACAACAGAAAAAGAAACUGUGACUUCAGUCUCCCAUCUACCCACUCCCACUUUUACAACUCCUGAAGACCUGAAAGCAACAUCACCAGAUCGGAACCUGCAGAUGACCUGCAUCAUUCUGGGUUUUCUCCUUUUUCUGAGCAUUGUGAUCAUUAUUAUCCUCCUGCUGAAAAGACAGAAGAAAAAUGUAUCUGUCCCCGUCCUGAUGAAUCACACAGUGCAGAAGUUAACCACUGGAGGGGAUGUCUCCCUGAGCCUCCACAAAACAGAAGAUGUGUCCCCUUCAGCAGCCCAUGAAGACUCUGAUUCUGAUUAUGAAGACUAUGAUUUCAGCAAGAAGCCCCCUGUGCCUCUCUCUAAUUUCUAUGAUGUGUCCCCUUCAGCAGCCCAUGAAGACUCUGAUUCUGAUUAUGAAGACUAUGAUUUCAGCAAGAAGCCCCCUGUGCCUCUCUCUAAUUUCUAUGCAACUGGCGACCAAGUUUCACUACCCCACAAUUUCCCCAAACUGACAAUGCGCCAGGAGACCAAACGUCCAAAGGAUUAUCGACAACAGGAUACAUUAAGACACUGGAGCUCACCCAAUUUCCCCAAACUGACAAUGCGCCAGGAGACCAAACGUCCAAAGGAUUAUCGACAACAGGAUCCUAUGGACAGUGACAGCACCUCUUCUGAAGAUGCAGACUGGUAUGAGAACAUCCACAAACCACAGCAACACAUGGCGCAACAAGGAGAUGAACCUUCCUUUGCAGGCUUAACAGUUUUUGCCAAACUUUGGUCAAACGGCUUGAUUGGCUCUGAAAAUGAUUCAUCGGACAGCAGUGAACAUCAUAACAUGUGA